Messenger RNA from Paramecium pentaurelia, 2347 nucleotides. NCBI's taxonomy places the organism in Eukaryota, Ciliophora, Oligohymenophorea, Peniculida, Parameciidae. The record is from the annotation of a GenBank genome assembly.
AUGACUUAAAUGAUUUCAGAUUAAGAAUUACUUAUAAAUCAAGUGAAAUUUAUGAAUUCAGGCAAAACAUUCAUUACUAUGGGAUAUGGUAUAAGUUUUUGGUCACUUAAUGAAAAUAGCCUUUGGGAAAGAUAAAAUAUGAUUUGUUUGGAAUAAAUAAUUUAAUUCCUAAUAUUUACAAAAGAUGAAACAAAAAUGAUAUUUUCAUAGGAAGGAUCCUUGCAUUUUUGGAAAAAAAGAAAGUCUAAUAACUUAUGGAAAACUCAUUUCUAUUUUGGUUUAAAAAAAAAGACUACGAGUUUAAGUUUAAGUAAGUCAGAGAAAGAAUUAUUAAUUGGAAUGUAGGGUUUAAUACUUAUAGCAAGAAGUUAUAAUGGUUAUAAAUGGCAUAUUUCAUAUAAGAUAAGAACAAAAUAUUCUACUCUAUGGACAAUGGUGAGUUUUUUAGAUUAAGAUAUGUUUGUAACUUAAGCUAACAAUUGUGAAAAUUUAAAACUAUAUCAAUGGAAUAGGUGGUAUAAAAAAUUGAUAAGAGUUAUUAAUUUAAAUUUAGGAAUGAAUACUGACUUGUGUCGUGAAAAUUCAAUAAGAUUUGAGUAGGAAAGUUAAUUAUUGUUUCAUAAAUUUAAUAAAACUUUACGAAUAUUUAAAUUAAAUAAUAGGGAAUUAGAUUUAUAGUAAUCAAUAAUAUAGACGAAUUGUGAAUAUAGUUUUUAUAAUUCUAGAGAUUGUAAGUUUUUAAUUGUAAGAAAUUGGAGGGGGAAAGGUUUUACUACAUGGUAUAGAUGAAAAUAUAGGGUAGUUCUAGCUUAGUGAGUUUGAUGUUUUUAGAAUGAAUAUUAUGUUUAAUAUUAGAUAUAUAUAUAGGAAUAAAUAAAAAUAAAUGAUAAAUUUAUCUGACAGAGAAAAAGAGUUGAUUGAAGAAAUAUGUGCAAAAAAUGCUAAGUCAAAUAAAAAGAGUAAUUAAAUAGAAUAGGGAAAUCAAAAAUUAGUCAGCCAAUCAAGUACUAAAAUUUUAGUGUCUCGAUUGGAACGUAAAUUGAAUGAAGUAUUUCAUAUUGCAAAUAUAGACAUUAAAAGAAGUCGAUGAAUAAAAUAGUGGUCAAAUUAAUUUCUAACAAUUAGGACGAUUAUUUACAUUGUUAGACAUAUUCCAAGCUAUCUCGUACAAUCAAGAUUAUCAGUUAGAGGCACAAGGUCUCAAUAAUCCUAUGCAAAAGUAACACCAAAUCUUUAAGGUAGACAAUAAGAAGUAGAUUUACAUGAGAAAGCAUUUGCAAUUAUUUCUAACGAUGAAGAAAAGGCUGAUAUAUAAGCAGCCUUUUGUCUUUUUAGAAUCAUCUUGGAUCCCAAUUAAUUAGAACCAUCUAAAUGUGCUAUUUUAAUUAAAGAGUAUUUAGAGAAGAUUUCUGAGAAAGAAAUUGAUUAUGAAGCAAUCUUUAAAUUUUGCUCUGAAUUUUAAGUAUAUCAAAAAACUAGAUUAUCUGGUGCUAAAAUAGGAUAUUUAAAAGCAUCUUUAGCAUAAAAUCUAAUUGAAACUUAUGAAAAGACUUUGACUUUCAAACCAACAAUCAAUCCUAUUAGUGAAGCUUUGUAAUAAUAAUCAGGUAAAAAGGAAAAUUAAGAAUCAUCAUCAUAAAUUUCAUAAGGUCUUGCUGAAAGUAGAAUUAAUGAAUUAUAUAAAAAAAAAGAAUUAUCCAAUCAAAAGAUAGAAUUUUUAAAAUAAGAAAAAUUUAUGAAAGAUAUGUAGGAAUGUACAUUUAAACCAUAAAUUAUUUCAAAAAAAGAAUUACCAAAUGUGAUCGAUAGGUUAUAUUAAGUGAAGAAUAGAUAGGAAAUAGAAGAAAGAGCUAAAUUGGCUGAACAAGAGAAAGAAGAAUCAGAAUAUAGUAAAUGUUCUUUCCAUCCUCAAAUUAAUUACUCUAUGCCUGAAUCGCAAUCAACUGGAGUAGGGGGAUAUUGGGAAGCAAUAGAAAGAAUUAGAAGAGCUAAUGAUAAAAGACAUUUAUAAGAUCUCAAAUUGAAUCAUAAACCUAGUGGAGAGAACUAUGAAAAAGUUAAGAAUCAACCAUUCUCACCUCCAGAAAUGUUAUAGAGAAGAUAAUUUAAAAAAUAAUUACCAAUCCUUUAUAUUGAUAUAAAAUUGGGACCUAGAAAGGUUGGACGAUUAGCAUUGAGAAGAAAUGAUAAUGUUGAGGAAGUAGUUUAAUCAUUCUGUAAAGUUUGGGGAGUUGGUCCAUAAGAUUAUGAAUUAUUGGUCAAUCAAGUUAAGGAAAAUCUUCAGAAGUAAAUAUUUAUUAAAUUAUUAUAGUGUCAUACAAGAAACAGAUGAGUCCCAAAUUUGAUU